GCCCGUGGUGUCAGCGAGCACUCAACUUCUUCCUCUGGUGAAGUGGGUUUACUUGAACUUGAAAGAAAGAAAAAGAUGUCACCACUUUUGAGAAGCAUCUGUGACAUCACUGAAAUUUUCAAUCAAUAUGUCUCACAUGAUUGUGAUGGAGCAGCAUUAACUAAGAAAGACCUGAAGAACCUCCUGGAAAGGGAAUUUGGAGCUGUCCUUCAGAGACCACAUGACCCCAAGACGGUAGAUCUGAUCCUGGAACUUCUGGAUCGUGACCGUAAUGGGCGUGUCGAUUUCAACGAAUUCCUCCUACUUAUUUUCAAACUGGCUCAAGCUUGUUACUAUGCUCUCGGCCAGGCCACGGGACUGGAUGAGGAGAAGCGAGCCCGGUGUGACGGAAAGGAGAGCCUGUUACAAGAUCGCAGGCAAGAAGAAGACCAAAGGAAAUUCGAGUCCCGGGACAGACAACUGGAAGAAGAACCUGGGCAACGACGCAGGCAGAAGAGGCAGGAACAGGAGAGGGAGCUCGCUGAGGGAGAGGAGCAAAGUGAGAAACAAGAGCGACUUCAGCAGCGCGACAGGCAGCGCCGCGACCAGGGGCUAUGGCGGCAAAGGGGAGAAUGGAAAGAACAGGAAGAGCGCCGUGCAGAGGAAGAGCAGCUGCAGAGGUGCAAAGGUCACGAAACUGAGGCGUUUCCAGAUGAAGAGCAACAACGAAGGCGGGAGCUGCAGGAGCUGAGGAGGGAGCGCCGCGAGGAGAAGCAGCAGCAAAGGCGAGAGCGGCAAGAAAGAGUGCUCCAGGAAGAAGAAGAGAAAGAGUGGAGGAAGCGCGAGAGAGUGCUCCGGCAGGAAGAGAAGCUGCAGGAAGAAGAGCCGCAGCUACAAAGAGAGCUCCAGGAGGAAGAAGAGCAGCUACAGAAGCUGGAGCGGCAAGAGCUGAAGAGGGAGCGCCAGGCGGAAGAGCAGCAGCAGCAAAGGCUGAGGCGCGAGCGGGAGGAGGAGAGGCGCGAGCAGCAACUAAGGCGCGAGCAGGAGGAGGAGAGACGCGAGCAGGAGGAGAGGCGCGAGCAGCGGCUGAAGCGCGAGCAGGAGGAGAGGCGCGAGCAGCAGGACAGGCACGAGCAGCGGCUGAAGCGCGAGGAGGAGGAGAGGCGCGUUUGGCUGAAGCGCGAGGAGGAGGAGAGGCGCGAGGAGAGGCUGAAGCGCGAGCAGGAGGAGGAGAGGCGCGAGCAUUGGCUGAAGCGCGAGGAGGAGGAGAAGAGGCGCCAGCAGGAGGAGAGGCGCGAGCAGCGGCUGAAGCGCCAGGAGGAGGAAGAGAGGCGCGAGCAGGUGCUGAAGCGCGAGGAGGAGGAGAGGCUUGAGCAGGAGGAGAGGCGCGAGCAGCGGCUGAAGGCGCAAGCCCAGGAGGCAGGCAGGAGGCGCGAGCAGUGGCUGGCCGCGAGAGAGCAGAAGGGAGGCGAGGAAGAGACUCGAGGCAGGAGAAACUGGCGCGAGCAGCUGGAAGAGAAGGCGCCAGCAGUGGCGAGGCGCGAGCAGGAAGAGGCGCGAGCAGCCUGUAGGCGCGAGCAGAGGAAGAGGCGCGAGCGGCGGCUGGGCCUCAAGCAGGAGGCAGAGCAGGAGGAGAGGCGCAGGCGGUGGCAGGCCUGUGAGCAGAGGCGCGAGCAGCUGCGGCCUGAGGAGAGGCGCGAGCAGCUGCUGGAGCGCGAGAGGAGGAAAGAGAGACUCGAGCAGGAGGAAGCCCAGGCGCGACUGGAAGAGAGGCGCCAGCAGUGGCUGAGGCGCGAGCAGGAGCUGGCUGAGGAGGAGCAGGAACAGGCCCGGGAGCGGAUUAAGAGCCAGAUCCCGAAGUGGCAGUGGCAGCUAGAAAGCGAGGCCGACGCACGGCAAAGCAAAGUCUACUCGAGGCCCAGCAAGCAGGAAGGGCAGAGGCGCCGUCAAGAGCAGGAGGAAAAGAGGCGGCGCCGGGAGCGUGAGCUGCAAUGGCAGGAGGAGGAACAGGCUCGCCGGCAGCAGCAGGAAGAGGAGCAGCGCCGGGACUUCACUUGGCAGUGGCAGGCGGAGGAAGAGCGCCAGAGGGGCCGUCAGAGGCUGUCAGCCAGGCCCUCAUUGCGGGAGCAGCAGGAGAGGCAGCUGAGAGCCGAGGAGCGCCAGCAGCGGGAACAACGGUUUCUCCAGGAGGAGGAGGAGAAGGAGCAGCGGCGCCGCCAGCGUCGCGAGAGGGAGAAAGAGCUGCAGUUCCUGGAGGAAGAGGAGCAGCUCCAGCGGCGGGAGCGUGCCCAACAGCUCCAGGAGGCAGGGUACGGCCCCCAGGAGGAUCAGGAGAGGAGGCAAAGCCCGGAGCAGCGCCGCGACCAAAAAUGGAGGUGGCAACUAGAAGAAGAAAGGAAGAGACGCCACUACACGCUGUACGCCAAGCCAGCCCUACGAGGGCAGCUGAGAAAGGAACAGCAGCUGCAGCAGCAGGAGGAGGAGGAGCUGCAGAGAGAGGAGCGCGAGAAGAGAAGGCGCCAGGAGCAGGAGAGACAAUACCGCGAGGAAGAGCAGCUACAGCAGGAGGAAGAGCAGCUGCUGAGAGAGGAACGGGAGAAAAGAAGACGCCAAGAGCGGGAAAGGCAAUACCGGGAGGAUGAGGACCUGCAGCAGGAGGAAGAACAGCUGCUGGGAGAGGAACGGGAGAAGAGAAGGCGCCAGGAGCGGGAGAGACAAUACCGCAAAGAAGAGGAGCUGCAGCAGGUGGAGGAAGAGAAAGCUGCUGGAGAGGAACGGGAGAAAAAGACGCCAGGAGCAGGAGAGAGAAUGCAGGAACUGCAGCAGGAGGAAGAGCAGCUGCUGAGAGAGGAACGGGAGAAGAGAAGGCUCCAGGAGCGGGAGAGACAAUACACCAAAGAAGAGGAGUUGCAGCAGAAGAGAAGAGCAGCUGCUGAGAGAGGAACAGGAGAAAAAAGAAACUGACGCCUGGGCCAGGAAAGGCAAUAUCAGGAGGAAGAGGAGCUGCAGGAGAAAGCAGCUGCUGAGAGAGAAAGGGAGAAGAGAAGGCGCCAGGAGCUGGAGAGGCAAUGCCGCAAAGAAGAGGAGCUGCAGCAGGAAGAGAAAGAGCAGCUGCUGAGAGGAGCGGGAGAAAGAGGCGGCGUGAGGCCCAGGGAAAGACAAUAUCGGGAGGAAGAGGAGCUGCAGCAGGAGGAAAAGCAGCUGCUGAGAGAGAGGAGAAGGCGCAGGCAGGAGCUGGAGAGGCAAUACCGCGAGGAAGAGGAGCUGCAGCAGGAAGAAGAGCAGCUGCUGAGAGAGGAACAGGAGAAAAGGCGCCAGGAGCGGGAGAGGCGGUAUCCGGAGGAGGAGGAGCUUCAGCACCAAGAGAGGAAGCGGCGAUACCGGGAUGAGGAUCAGCGCCGUGAUUUGAAAUGGCAGUGGGAACCAGAAAAAGAAAAUGCAGUUCGUAAUAACAGGGUUUACUGCAAACGUAGAGAGAAUGAACAGUUCCGGCAGUUGGAAGAUUCCCAGGUGCGCGACAGACAGUCCCAGCAAGAUCUGCAGCCCCUGCUGGAUGAACCGCAAGAGAGAGAUGGUGAGCAAGAGAGGAGGCGCUGGCAGCAGCGCGACAGGCAUUUCCCAGAGGAAGAACAACUGGAGCGAGAAGAGCAAAAGGAAGCCAAAAGGCGCGACAGGAAGUUCCAAGAGGAAAAGCAGUUGCUGAGAGAGGAAAAAGAGAAGAGAGUUCGUCGGGAGAGAGACAGAAAAUUCCGCGAGGAGGAACAGCUGCUCCAGGAAAGGGAAGAACAGCUGUUCCAGGAAAGGGAGGAACAGCAGCUGAGCCGCCAAGAGCGUGACAGAAAAUUCCGCGAAGAGGAACUGCGCCGUCAGGAACGAGAGAGAAAAUUCCUAGAGGAGGAACAGCAGCUACGCCGCCAGGAGCGCGAGCAACAGCUGCGCCAGGACCGCGACAGAAAAUUCCGCCAGGAGGAACAGCUGCACCAGGAGAGGGAGGCACGGCAGCUGAGCCGCCAGGAACAAGAGAGAAAAUUCCUGGAGGAUGAACAGCAGCUGGGCCGCCAGGAGCGCCAACAACAGCUGAGCCAGGAGCGCUACAGAAAAUUCCGUGAAGAGGAACAGCUGCUCCAGGAAAGAGAGGAACAGCAGCUGCGCCGCCAAGAGCGUGAUGGAAAAUUCCUGGAGGAGGAACAGCAGCUGCGCCGCCAGGAGCGCGAACAACAGCUCCGCCACGACCGCAACAGAAAAUUCCGCGAAAAGGAACAGCUGCUCCAGGAAAGGGAGGAACAGCAGCUGCGCCGCCAAGAGCGUGAGGGAAAAUUCCUGGAGGAGGAACAGCAGCUGCGCCGCCAGGAGCGCGAACAACAGCUCCGCCACGACCGCGACAGAAAAUUCCGCGAAGAGGAACAGCUGCUCCAGGAAAGCGAACAGCAGCAGCUACGCCGCCAAGAGCGUGACAGAAAAUUCCGCGAAGAGGAACAGCAGCUGCGCCAUGGGAACACAGAGAGAAAAUUCCUGGAGGAAGAAACAAGCUCCAAUCAGGAAAGGGAAGAACAACAGCUGCGCCAGCCGGGAAGCAGAAAAUUCCGUGAGGAGGAACAGCUGCGCCAAGAAACGGAGGAAGAGCAUCUGCACCGCCAGAGCGACAGAAAUUACUGGAGGAAGAGCUUAGCUCGUGGGGAAAGGGAAGAACAGCAGCUGCGUGAGAGCGCGACAGAAAAUUCCCGUGAGGAGGAACAGAAGCUGCGCCGCAAGGAGCGCGAACAACAGCUCCGCCAGGACAGCGACAGAAAAUUCACGCGAAGAGGAACAGCUGCUGCAGGAGGGGAAAGGCAGCAGCUGCGCCAAGAGCGUGACAGAAAAUUCCUUGAAGAGGAACAGCAGCUGCGCCGCCAGGAACUGAGAAAAUUCCGUGAGGAGGAACAGCUGCGCCAAGAAGCGGAGGAAGAGCAUCUGCACCGCAAGAACCGACAGAAAAUUGCACUGGAGGAAGAGCAGCUCCGUCAGGAAAGGGAAGAACAGCAGCUGCAUCUGCGCCGCCAGGAGCGCGACAGAAAAUUCCGCGAGGAGCAGCAGCUCCGCCAGGAGAGGGAGGAACAGCAGCUGCGCCGCCAAGAGCGUGACAGAAAAUUCCGCGAGGAGGAACAGCUCCCUCAGGAGAAGGAAGAACAGCAGCUGCGCCGCCAAGAUCGUGACAGAAAGUAUCGCUGGGAAGAAGAGCAGCUGCAGCUUAAGAAACAGGAAGAGCAGAGGCUCAGGCAGGAGCGAGACGGGCAGUACCAGGCGGAGGAGCAGUUUGCCACGCAGGAGAAGAGUCGUCGUCAGGCACAAGAACUAUGGCAGGAAGAGGAGCAGAAACGUCGCCAGGAACGGGAAAGGAAAUUACGGGAAGAACACCUCCGCAGCCAGCAGGAGGAGGAACAGAGGCGCCGCCAAGUCCGGGAAACACAAUCCCAAGAAGGGAAGGGCCAUGGGCGGCUUCUGGAGCCCGGCAGUCAUCAGUUUGCCAGCGUCCCAGUGCGCUCCAGCCCUCUCUAUGAGUACAUCCAAGAGCAGAGAUCUCAAUACCGCCCUUAAGAGAUGCUGCCAAUAUCCUGACACCUGCCAAAGCUUCGAGCACGGGAAAAUGAGAAACACUGGGUACCAAGUGAUAACUCAGAUGUUUCUGGUUGUGGGAAAACUAUCUGAUGUUAGAAUGUCUUCUUCCAAAAUCUUAAACUACGCUCAUUUUAUGUACUUUGUACUCCUGCCUUUUAUUCUUCCUCAAGUAGUUCUUUACUGCAAGAUGUCUUUCUUUUGCUCUUUGAUGUAGAUGUGGUGUGCAUUUUUUAAAAAGAGUAUAAAUCAUUUAAUUUGUUUAAGAAAUUUUGUUUGAUGAACAUGUUCAUUUAUUGCUUUCAGAAGCAACAAGAAUAAGAAGAUGAUUUGAGAUUCUAAACAAUGGGUCUGUUUAAUGAUUGACCCAUCUUGUGGAAAGUGCAGAUACUUUUAAUGUUCAAGUUGCUAUUUCUUCUUGAACCUAAAUUGAUCAUUUUCUCCAAACAGCUUUCCAUCUUUUGUGGCAUAAUAAGCACAAAUUCCAGGUAACUAAAUUUUUAUAACCCUUGUUGAAUAAUGCAGGAGGAGUGACCUCUGCAUAAAAACUUCCUGUGAAAUCAGCCCAUUACUGGAAGAAAUAUCUGUUAUAGAUAGGUUUAGCUUUGAAGAUUUAGAAUUCAAAUUAGAUUUUUUUUACACUCAACUCCACUUAAACACAUGAUCUCAUGAAGCAAAAAUGAGGUGUUUCUCAAACAACUUCAGAGUUCAAAUUUUAAAAUUAUGUCUGUUGUAGUCUGUAGUGUUCAUUCUACUUCCCCAAGUUUUGAUGAGUUUGAGAAUAUUACGAACCUUUGUUAAUUUUAGCUUAUUAGAAGGAAGCUGCUCAGAAUCCCAUAAACAUCUGUCUUACUCUAGGGCCAAUAAGAGAUCACAUAGAGCAUGUUGGGGGUGUAAAAGGGAAAAAUGUGUGAACAUAGGGGCAAAUUUCUAGAGGCCCUUUGACAAGACCCAUCAGCCCACAAUCAUUUGAGACCUGUUGAUAAUACCUUAGAGAUACUCUUGUUGAAAUAAUUGAACUGUGAAAAAAUUAAUAAAUGUUUAGCAAGUAA
Molecule: messenger RNA, 6623 nt
Organism: Chlorocebus sabaeus (green monkey)
Lineage: Eukaryota; Metazoa; Chordata; Mammalia; Primates; Cercopithecidae
Source: RefSeq, a predicted model, not a curated record